AUGUUUUCCACUCCAUUGAAAGUAACCCCAAAUGAUUAUAAUAUAAAUAAUAACCAAUCAUUUUCAUCAGGUUACCCAAUCCCAAAUAAUAUCAUAUCCUCUUCAACUACUACCAAUGCUGACCCUCAAUUCCAUGACAGGAAUCAUCAUACAUCUGUUCAACAAUCUAAUGCGCCCAUAAUGGCACUAACCAAUAUGUCAACAGACUUAUCCAACAACAGUAAUAGUCUUACAUCCACAAAUACUUCAACCACAACUACUACUGGUGCUGCAACAACUACUACUGCAGCUACCUCUAAUAACGGAAUCUCAAAUUAUAAUUUGAAAAUACAAGGUUUUGGUUCCAAAAAACCAUUAGAAUUGGCAAGUCUUUAUAUAAACCAUUUAUAUAAUCAAGAUGAAAAUACUCCCAUCUUAGAUCAAAUAUCCUAUUAUAAUAAUGGUGUUUCAUACAAUUUUAAUAAAGAAAUUGGUGGUCUCGGUGCAUUCACUCCCCUUGAAAGAACAAAAAUAAUUAAUUUACCUGAUGAAUUAUUACAAGAAACAUCUAAGGCAUCCAUUAAGACUGAUAUGGGUAUAUUCCCUCAAUUAGAUCGAACUUGGAUCAUAAUUGAUAAUAAAUUAAUCCUAUGGAAUCAUAAUGAUCCAACAGAUUAUCAAUCCAUUGAUGAAAUUAAACAUACCAUUUUGAAAGUUGCCUUAGUCAAACCAAAACCAAACACUUUUAUUAAUGAAAUUAAUCAUUUAUUAUUGAUUGCCACUCCCUUUGAUAUUUAUAUAUUGGCUGUAUCAUACAAUGGGAAAAACUCUAAUGAAUUGAGUGUAUUCAACACAGGGAUGUCCGUAUCAGUUAAUGGGUUAGCGGUAAAUGAUAUAGUUUCAUAUGAAAAGACUGGUCAAAUCUUCUUUUCAGGUAGAUCUAAUGGGUUAAAUAUUUGGGAAUUACAAUAUACAGGUUCAGAUGAUUGGUUCAAUAGUAAAUCAAAUAAAAUUUGUUUGACUCAGUCUUCUUGGGCAAAUUUAUUACCUUCCAAUGUAAUCUCCAAAAUACAAAUACCUGGUUCUGAAUUAAUUUCUUCAUUCUUCCAAAAUAAUACAACAUCAACUACUACCACAAAUAAAAAUGCAAAUGCUACUGAUAGUAUUGAUGGUUCAGACAAUUUAGAUAUAAAUGAUAAUAACAAUCCACACAACAAGAGGAAAUAUACAAGAGAAACUGUUAUUCAAUUGAACGUAGAUCAAUCAAGAGGGGUCAUUUAUUCUUUAUCUUCAAAUUCAAUCAUUAGAGCAUAUCUAAUUAAAAAUAAUAAUACUUUAUCAGAUCCAGUGACCAUUCAUCCAUCAUACAUUAGUAGAAUUAUAACAACAACAAUGGCUAAAGGUGCUGCUGUAUUAGGUAAAAAUUAUUUACAAAUCGUUAAAAUUGUUCCCGUAUCACAACAACAAAAUAAUAAUCUAUUUUUCGUCGCUAUAACAGUCACUGGGGUACGUUUAUAUUUUAAUGGUUCAAUUAAUAUCAAUUCUAUUGAAGCAAUAUGUUUAGAAUCAAUAAAAUUCCCACCUUCAUCAGCAACUCCUGAAAAGAUUCGUUUAGAAUUGGAAAAACAACAAAAUAAUGAUCAACAAAAGAGAAGAACAGCUCCAUUUUUUUCAAGUUUUAAUUAUUCUUCAGAAUCAAUUCAAUUAAAGUUACAAAAAAAAUCUGCUGUAUUAUUAACAACAACUGAUGCUUCCACUAUUGUAUCACCAGGUAUAUUUGUCGCUUCAGUAAUUAAAAAGAGUAAAAUACCACCAUCAUCAUCAUCACCAUCUCAUCAAGAUCAAACAACAACACCACCACCAACAACAACAACAACAAAGGCUAAACCUCAUUACCAUUAUGAUCGUAAAUUAUUCGUUACAUUACCUGAUUAUGGUGUCUUAAAAUAUCAUGGUAAAUAUAUUGAAAAUGCUACUUUCUUAGAUACAACAGCUCAUGUUAAACAAAUUAUACCAUUAACUCCAACUUUUAACGCCACUGAAAAACCAAUUGGUUAUGCAAAUCAAUUUGCAACUCAAUAUAAUUCUGAAAAUUUACAAAUUGCUGUAGUAACUGAUACUUCUAUUGAAAUUUAUAAAUAUCGUAACCCAGAUGAAAUUUUCGAAAGUUUAAUCGAUAAUCCAUUACCAUUCAUUGCUAAUUAUGGUAUCAUUGAAGCUUGUUCUUCAGCAUUAUACGUUACUUGUAAAUUUAACAAACCUGCUUUAUUAAGAUCAAAUGCAUUAACUUUCUUAACAGUGGGGAUACCAGGUAUCAUCGAUAUAAAACCAAAAUAUAAUCGUUACGUUUCAUCAUCAUUCCCAAAUACAAAUACCAAUACAAACACAAAUAUAAACACAACAACAACAAUUACUACUAAGGAAAGUUCAAUGAUAAUGAAACCAUUCACUUCACAAGAUUUGAAUUUAGAUGACGUCAUUUUAUCUCCAAGAUUUUAUGGUAUUGCUCUUUUAAUUACAAGAUUAUUAAGAAAUAUUUGGAAUCAAAAGGUUUUCAUAACUUCAAAACCCGUAGCAACAACUCCUAUUAAAUCAAACACCAUGGACAACAAAAAAUCACAAAUAGAUAUCAUUGGUAUAUCUAUUUCUAAAAAUGAAAUUCAAUAUUAUUUAUCAUCAAUUAUGAUCUUAAAUGAAUUCUUUAUUUCAUAUAGCGAUUCCAUUACCAUUUUCGCUGCUCCAACAUUGUCAACCUCAUCAGCAACAAAUACUACCACUACUACUACUACUAAUAAUAAUAAUCCAAAUACACUAUCCUCUGUUAGUAAAGACAAAUAUGAAGAAGUUUCCAAUCAAGCUGAAAAUAUUGCCAUAAAUUCAAUAAUCAAAUUAACAGAAUCCAUUAAGGAAUCAUUAUCGUUCUUAAAUGUCUUAUACGAAGAAAGUGAACUUGAUGGUAUCGAUAAUCGUUCCAAUUCAUUCAAAGAUAUAAUAAAUUUCUUGAAUGUGGAAAAUCAAUCCAAUUUAAUUGAUUUAAAUUUUAAACAUCUUUUCGCUCCAAAUGAUCAAACUAAAUCAUUAAUUAAAGACAUCUUAUCAUCAAUCAUUAAUAGAAACAUUUCAAGAGGUGCAUCAAUCGAAUAUAUGGCCACUACAUUACAAGAUCGUUGUGGUUCCUUCUGUUCAGCUAAGGAUAUAUUGGGUUUCAGAGCCAUUGAACAUUUAAGAAAGGCAAAAGAAAUUGGAUUAAAUAAAGAUAAUGAUAAUUUACAUUAUCAUUUAGAUAAUGCAAUGAAAUUAUUUGAAAAUAUCGUUGAUGAUAUUUCACAAGAAAAAUUAGAUGAAGCGGUCCAAAUUAUGGUAUCAUUAGAUUAUUUCCCCAAGACAAUUGAAUUCUUAUUGAAUAUUGCAAGUUUGAUCGAUAGAGGGAACUUAGCUUAUCAAUAUUUAGAUAAUGGAUCCAUGGAAUAUGAUGAAAGGAAAAUUUAUUACGAUAAACGUAUUAAUAUUUAUGAUUUGGUUUUCAGAGUACUAACUACAAUCGAUGAAAGGUCGUCUAUAGUUUCUACUACUACUACUAUUACUACUCCUACUACUAGUAGUAAGAAAAAUCCAAUAGAAAUAGAAACUCCAACAAACACUGUCAUUACUAGAUACAGUGGUAACACAAAUUUCAAUAAAUUAAGGGAGGAAAGUUACAAUAUUGCAUUACGUUGUAAUGAUAAAUUAUUCCAUUAUCAUUUAUAUGAUUGGUUAGUCUCAACAGAUAAUCAAGAUAAAUUAUUACAACUGGAUACAUCAUUCAUCUUACCAUAUUUGAUUGAAAAAUCAACCAAUUCAUUGAAAAUUUCAAAUCUUCUUUGGGUUUAUCAAUCUAAGAAACAUAAUUUCUUUGAAGCUGCUGAAAUACUAUACUCUUUAUCCAUUUCUAAAUUUGAAUUAAAAUUAAAUGAAAGAAUUUCAUUUUUGUCUCGUGCUAAUGGGUUUUGUAAUAGUGUUUGUCCACCAAAUCAAAAGCAAAGAAUGGUACAAUUAGCCUCCACAAUUCAAGAAUUGUUUGAAGUGGCGGCAAUACAAGAUGAUAUAUUAACUUUAGUAAAGACAGAUCCAAGACUUGACAUGCAAAUCAAAUCAGAUUUAAUUAAUCAAUUAGAUGGUGAAAUAUUACCAUUAACUUCAUUAUUUAAUGAUUAUGCUGAUCCAUUGGGUUAUUAUGAAAUUUGUUUGAAUAUUUUCAAAGUAUCAGAUUUUAGAAAUUCUGAAGAAAUUUUAUCAAAAUGGAAUGAAUUAUUUGAAUCAUUGAAACUUGAAUUGAAAAAGACAAAUGAUGUAGAUUAUUUACAGGAUUCAAAAACAUUCAUUAAUUUAUUAUCAAGUGUCAUUACUAAAGUUGGGAAACAAGUUCAUUCUUCUGAAUUAGUCUUCCCAAUUUCAAAAUUAUUCCCAAUAAUUUCUGAUCUAUUUUACAAAAAUUUACCAAAUAAUCAAGUUAAAGAAGGUUCAAUAAUUUCAAUUUUCAUAUCCAUCCCCAUCCCAUAUAGUAAACUAUAUUAUAUCUUAAAGGAUUUAAUAGAGACCACCACAACGACAAAUCCUAACAAUUUAUUAUUUAAGAAGGAAAUGACAUACUUAAUUAAAGAUUGGUAUCAAUCUGAUAGGAAGUUAAGAGAUAUCAUACCUUAUAAUGAAAUCGAAUCAUUGAAAGAUUAUAAUAUUGAUCCAAUUGAAAAUUACACAACAAGAACGGGUAAUGGGAUAUAG
Naumovozyma dairenensis CBS 421 is the source of this 4740-nucleotide messenger RNA. RefSeq names its product Nup170p (gene NUP170). Gene Ontology annotation, cellular component: nuclear pore; nuclear pore inner ring. Bases 1 to 4740 code for a protein of 1579 amino acids. The transcript has a single exon. Lineage: Eukaryota; Fungi; Ascomycota; Saccharomycetes; Saccharomycetales; Saccharomycetaceae. Gene Ontology annotation, molecular function: structural constituent of nuclear pore. Gene Ontology annotation, biological process: RNA export from nucleus; protein import into nucleus; protein localization to nuclear inner membrane. The record is from RefSeq and is a predicted model, not a curated record.